This is a messenger RNA of Trichoderma gamsii, 924 nucleotides long. RefSeq lists its product as hypothetical. The record is from RefSeq and is a predicted model, not a curated record. Lineage: Eukaryota; Fungi; Ascomycota; Sordariomycetes; Hypocreales; Hypocreaceae. Bases 1 to 924 code for a protein of 307 amino acids. Gene Ontology annotation, biological process: nucleoside metabolic process. The transcript is spliced from 3 exons. Gene Ontology annotation, molecular function: S-methyl-5-thioadenosine phosphorylase activity. Gene Ontology annotation, cellular component: cytosol.
AUGGCCGACCUCCCCACCUCUUUCGAUCAGCCCAUUCACAUUGGUGUUAUUGGCGGCACCGGCCUGGCCCAGCUCGAAGGCUACGAGCCCAUUGCCGUCGUCAACCCCGUCACGCCUUGGGGCACUCCCGCCUCGCCCAUCUCCAUCCUCUCCCACAAUGGCGUAAACGUGGCGUUCCUUGCCCGUCACGGGGUGCACCACCAGUUUGCGCCUCACGAGGUUCCCAACCGCGCCAACAUUGCUGCUCUCCGCCAUCUCGGUGUCCGAUGCAUCAUCGCCUUCUCUGCCGUCGGCUCUCUCCAGGAGGAGAUCAAGCCCAUGGACUUUGUGGUCCCUGACCAGGUUAUCGAUCGCACAAAAGGUAUCAGGCCGUUUACCUUCUUCGAGGGUGGCGUUGUCGGCCAUGUUGGAUUUGCGGACCCGUUCGACAACAAGCUGGCUCAGAUUGUCAAGACUUGCGCGGCGCAUAUGGAGGGCGAGGGCGUGGUGCUUCACGACAAGGGCACUCUCAUCUGCAUGGAGGGACCUCAAUUCUCCACCCGUGCCGAAUCUCACAUGUACCGCUCAUGGGGUGGCUCCGUCAUCAACAUGUCUGCUCUCCCCGAGGCCAAGCUCGCUCGUGAGGCAGAGAUUGCUUACCAGGUCAUCUGUAUGGCAACCGACUACGACUGCUGGCACUCAUACGAGGAUGUCAAUGUCGACAUGGUCUUGAAGUACAUGCAGGCCAACAGCCAGAACGCCAAGAGACUGGUAGGAGGUGUCCUGGACCAGCUUAUCAAGCUUGAGCAAAGCGACCUUGUUCUGGCCAAGCACUGGGAGGGCACUUCUUCCGGAGCUGUCAAAUUCAUGACUAAGCCUGCUGGAAGAAACCCUGAGGCCAUGAAGAAGAUUGAGUACUUGUUCCCAGGCUUUUGGGAGAACUAG